CGUCACCAAACUUGAAUGAUUCUAACGAAAUUUCCAAACCAAAUGAUGCUCAAUCACCAGCACAAACACGUCAACCGCGUACCCAAGAAGAUUUCCAGCUGAGUGUUCAGCAUAUGUUAGAACACGCUAACUUUAAUGAAACGUCUAGUCGAGAAGCUUUGCAAAGCUCAACUCAUAGUCCAUUGGAUAGUAUGGGAAGCGCAACUGAGUUGACGAAAAGCAACGCUAUGAAUGAUGCGAUUUCAACGGUUGACGACUUAACAAAAGAGGAGCUAGAAGAUAGGGAUAAAGAUUUCGUUGGUUCAAAUACGAUGCUGAAUACCACAAGCACUCACGAUGUGACAAAGGCCAUGAGCGACAUUGAUGCAUCAUCGGCAAAAAAACGUGCAGAUUUGGGUAAGUUUAAACUGGAUGGAAUUUCAAAGCCGAUUACCGUAUGCAGGUCGGCUGAUGAUCGAGUGCUCGCGCUGUUUAACGUGGUAAACAGUCGAAGUGGCCCUGUAAAAAGUGGAGGCUCUCGUUCACGUACACGAUCUCGUUCACGUAGUGGCAUUGCUGCUUCGCAUAGAAGUGGUUUGCCAUUGAAUCGCAAGAAACGUGCUAUUCUAAGUGAUUCAGAGGAUGAAGGUGCCGCAUCACAGCAACUGAAGCGAGCCAAGAUCAUUGAUUCCGAUAAUGAAGAUGAGGUAACAGUUGGCGAAGGCAAUGAAAACGCAGGAAUUCAAAAACCUGAUGAAGGCUUACCAAACCAAAAUGAAAUCUGCUCGCCCAGAUCGGAAAAAAGUAAAAGCCAAAGCAAAAGUCCAGAAAUUGACGUCGUUAACUGUAACGAAAACGAUUCGUCCUCCAAAAAUUCACGUGCGGCAGCUGAAGCUUCAAAUCCCGUUGAAUCAAAUGAGAACCGUGAAAAAUCCGAAAUGAUAUCGAAAUGGCCAGAACCUAUUCACAAUUCAACCAUGAGACACACCUCUGAACCGAGUACAAGCACUAAUUCUGGAAGACCAUCAAAAAAUCAAAUUGUUGACCAAGUAAAAACAAUAAUGACAAUGGCAAACGGUUUGAAAUUUUUUCGAGAUGAAACAAAAUUGAAAGCUAUUAAUACGAAUCGAAAAAAUCUGGCAUCAGAGAUUAAGUCUUUGUUUAAUGCGAUUGAACCUGCCAAAAAUAUUCUUUCUGAAGAAGAAUUAUCUAGUUUGAAUUAUUUGAUCGAAGAGAUUGAAGGCACGUACAUAGACGAUCCAGCUGUUGGAGAUUUCAAACAACGGCAACUUCAAAAAUUACGUAAACACCUGAACUCCAUUAUUGAGAUCAUAUGCGUUGACUGAUUAAAUAUAAGCUAAGAGACUCCACAAUGCACAGAUCUAUUUUAUAAAUUGUACAUAUCAAAACGUGUCAAAUGAACUAUAUUCGAAUGUCUGGCAAUCAGAUGAAUCAUUGUAGUAUUCGUCUCAAACGUUAUGUUUCCAAAUGUCUAAUUAUAAAAAAGGGGAUUUUUGUCUCGGAAUUUGAUUUAUUUAAAAUGAAUAGCGCGGUAUUAUAACAUGAACUGAGAAACAUAUAACAAUAAACCUGAAAAAUUUUAAAUAGUUUGAACGAAAAUAGAAGAAAUAGUUGUGAAUAGCAUCACUAGAAAUUGAAAACAAGCAUAUGUUCUAAA
Sitodiplosis mosellana (orange wheat blossom midge) is the source of this 1657-nucleotide messenger RNA. RefSeq names its product protein IWS1 homolog. The record is from RefSeq and is a predicted model, not a curated record. The transcript has 6 exons. The annotation marks the transcript as partial. Lineage: Eukaryota; Metazoa; Arthropoda; Insecta; Diptera; Cecidomyiidae.